Funneliformis mosseae is the source of this 2244-nucleotide messenger RNA. NCBI's taxonomy places the organism in Eukaryota, Fungi, Glomeromycota, Glomeromycetes, Glomerales, Glomeraceae. The record is from the annotation of a GenBank genome assembly.
AUGGAUUAUCCAGGAAAGGUUAAGUUACCUCCUCGUCCAAACACUAGUACAUCUUGCAAUAGCUUUAGUAAUAGUUCUUCGCCAAGUUAUAGUUUAGCGGAUCCUAGUGGUGGUGGACUUAGCAUCACAAAUGGGGUUAACGGUGGCGGGUUUCCACCAUCGCUCUCGAACGUAAACAUGAGAUUUGGAAACUGUAUGUGCUGCAAUAGUACCUUGCGAUUUCCAAUCUCAGUAUCAUGCUUUCGAUGUACCGUUUGUCAAACCAUCAACGACUUGAAGCCUUCCAAACAAAGUAUACAAAGACCGGAACCUAUUAUUCCGUUAACGUUAGAUAGGGUACGGUCAAUUAUUAAUACCUGUCAAAUUAAUAGUAAUGGAAUACGGCCUCCAAGCUUUGACAUGUUAGAGCAAGAAAUACAAAGAACUUUCUCUAAUUGGUAUAUUUUGAAUGAAAGUUUUAGCAAUGGUCGUCAAGUCACAUUGGAAGAUUGUGGUGUCGCUUUGGAUCAAGUUAGAGAAACGUAUAAAAUUAUGUUAGAAUUGCCCGUAAGUGUUAUAAGAUCAAUGAUGAAAUCAGUUGAGAAUAUAUUGAAACGUCCUGGAAGAAUGUUAAAACGUCGAGAGGACAUAAAAUUUUUAAUGAUAAUUCUCGAAAACCCGCUUCUUGCACAACAUAAUUUCCCUCAAGAAUCCCAGUAUCAUCAUAAUAUUGUAAAAAGGAUAUUUGGAUUGCUCUCUAAUUUAAGCAAUGAACUUCAUCAUUACUUAGUUAACUGGUUCACACGAUUAUCUACUACAAUCUUUCGAAAACGUGUAGAAUUAGUUAAUUCUUUUAUUACUUUUCGAUUAUCCAAGUUAUCCAAGCAACGCAAUAAGACGAGUCCCGAAGAUUACGAAUCGGACUGGAGAAUUAGUUCUGCGGCACGAGUUAUGGCUUUGUUGUUUGCAGCGAAUAAACAGCAAAUUAAAGUUCCAUUAUCAGAUUUUUAUAAUACCAUGGUGGAUUACAUCGAAUUAAUAGAAGAUUUUGACAGAUGGGAACAGCGGCAAGGAAAAUUUGCAUUCUGUCAGUAUCCAUUCUUAAUAAGUAUGGGAGGAAAGAUGAACAUUAUGGAAUUCGACGCAAAACGACAAAUGGAAACGAAAGCAAAAGAAGCUUUCUUUACGAUACUUUUUCAAAGACGCGUCACGACAACAGUUUUGAUAUUAAAGAUUAGGAGAGACUACUUAAUUGAGGACUCAUUGAGACAAAUUUCAGCUAAUGAAAUGGAUCUGAAAAAAUCAUUGAGGAUAGAAUUUGUUGGCGAAGAUGGUGUUGAUGGUGGUGGUCUUAGAAAAGAGUGGUUUUUAUUGUUAGUACGACAUUUAUUUGAUCCACAGUUUGGCAUGUUCACAUGGGAUGAGGAUUCUAAGUUAUGCUGGUUCAAUCCUGCAAGUUUUGAAACAAGUGAUCAAUAUUAUUUAGUUGGGGUUGUUAUCGGGCUUGCAAUUUAUAAUUCUACCAUAUUGGAUGUGCAUCUUCCAUUGGCAUGUUAUAAGAAAUUGUUUAAUAUGCCUGUUGAUUUAGAAGAUUUAGCAGUUUUUCGACCGGCUUUUGCAAGAGGAUUACGUCAACUCCUUACAUUUGAAGGAGAUGUCGAAUCUAUAUUUUGCCGUGAUUUUGUUGGAGAAUAUGAAGCGUUUGGUGAAUUACAAAGGAUACCUCUUGUUCCUGAUGGUCAGAACCUACCUGUAACAAAUGCUAAUAGGGAAGAAUAUGUUGACAGAUACGUAAAUUUUGUACUCAAUGAGUCUAUUGCAAAACAAUUUGAACCAUUUAAGCGUGGAUUUAAUAAUGUUUGUGGUGGUAAUGCUUUGUCUCUCUUUCAACCUGAAGAAAUCGAACUUUUGGUUCGAGGCGGUGAAGAACCGAUAGAAAUUGAGCAGUUACAAGCCGUAACUGUAUAUGAAAACUUCAACGAAGAUGAAGAUACAAUUAUAAACUUUUGGUCAAUAUUUAGAGAUAUGGAUCCUCCAAUGCAAAGAAAAAUGUUGACAUUUGUAACAGGAACUGAUCGAAUUCCAGCGACGGGAUUGACAAACUUGGCAUUUAAAAUUUCAUGUAUUGGAGAGGAUAGUGAUAGGUUCCCAACUGCACACACGUGUUUUAAUCAACUUUGCCUAUAUCGAUAUCGUUCCCGAAAGAAACUGGAAGAUAAAUUAAAAAGGUCUAUAACGGACAGUGAAGGGUUUUGGUUGAAAUAA